Scophthalmus maximus (turbot) is the source of this 1053-nucleotide messenger RNA. It is a transcript of the gene ppp1r14d, whose product is annotated as protein phosphatase 1 regulatory inhibitor subunit 14D. The record is from RefSeq and is a predicted model, not a curated record. Gene Ontology annotation, molecular function: protein serine/threonine phosphatase inhibitor activity. Gene Ontology annotation, cellular component: cytoplasm. The coding region runs from base 304 to 666 and encodes 120 amino acids. The transcript has 4 exons. Gene Ontology annotation, biological process: regulation of phosphorylation. NCBI's taxonomy places the organism in Eukaryota, Metazoa, Chordata, Actinopteri, Pleuronectiformes, Scophthalmidae.
AUGCAGAGGCAUAUCUCAUUACCAUCCUCCUGAUAGUGCAGCCAGUGGGUGUUGCAAGAGGAGGAGGGAAGGAGAGCCAAGACAGUGAGCUUUAGAGAGAGAGAGAGAGAGAGAGAGAGGGGAGAGGACGAAGACAGGCAGAGAAGCAGAGCCAGCAUUAUAGAGAGGAAGAACACUCAACAAGAUAACAGCAGAUACGCAUGGGAACAGCGGCGCGCAGUAAAAGCAGAGGCAGAGAUAUAGAGACAGUGGGUGUGUGUGAGAGUGUGUGUGUGUGUGUGUUCUCCUGAGGCCGUGGCAGCCAUGGCGUCGGAGCCUAGCACCCAGUCCAGGGUGAUGUUCCAGGCAACGGACAAAGCUGAGGAGCCGGCUCACCGCAAGUUGGGCAAGCUGACGGUCAAAUACAACCGCAAGGACCUGCAGAGGCGGCUGGAUAUCGAGGAGUGGAUCGACGGACAGCUGCACCUGCUGUUUGACUGUGAGGAGGAAGAGAUCCCAGAGUUAGAGAUUGACAUAGAUGAGCUCCUGGAGCUGCCAGACGAAGGGCAGAGAAGCCGGCUGCAGGAGCUGUUGCAAGAAUGCAGAAAGCCAAAAGAGGAUUUUAUCAAUGGGCUGCUCUACAGGAUAAAGGGUCUACGUAAAAUGUCAGGUCCCUUGAAGAAAUAAUUUUAGGUCAAAUGAAGAAUUGAGACAUUGCUGGGGCCUCUUAUCUUCCCAUCUCCCAGACGUUAACUGCUUGGAUGCCCCGUACGUGCGGUUUACAUGUCGAUGGGAUUCUCUUCGUCAGUCAGCAUCAGUCUAACACCAGAAGCAGUUGGGUUUUGAAUAGAUGUUUUUUUAUUUCACUUUAAUUUAUGGACUGCUAUAACAUUUUGUUUCCCCGUUAACCAAUAAUGCACAUGAGAUAAAAAGCUGUAUCGACUAUUACUCAGACGGACUGUUUUUUUGUUGUUGUGCAAGACUGUACAUUUUCAGUUGCCUAUUUAUGUACAUAGAUAUUUUUGUUCUGAUAACAUUGUUGUAUGUCGAAAUAAAAAUGGAACGUUUUCAAGA